Molecule: messenger RNA, 2681 nt
Organism: Oncorhynchus nerka (sockeye salmon)
Lineage: Eukaryota; Metazoa; Chordata; Actinopteri; Salmoniformes; Salmonidae
Exons: 2
Coding region: 261-1835 (524 amino acids)
Cellular component (GO): plasma membrane
Molecular function (GO): monoatomic cation channel activity
Source: RefSeq, a predicted model, not a curated record
GCUAUUUCCUUUAGUUCUGCGCUGAAUCACAUAAGAAACGUUUCAUGGGUUGUCUUCUUCUGGCUUAUAGCUAAAGGGGAAACUGUAGUUGUUCAGUAAUUUUGCUUCAUUGUGAAAGCAGACAGGUGAGUCCGGGGCAUUUUUCUUUUGAUGUAGUCUGAUAAGACUCUGCUCACAGAGCAAACCUUUAAACACAACAUUAUUCUGUGAACACAUCAGAUUUUUGAACCAAACAUUUCUAUUUUUAUUUUGCAUUUAGAAUGCAGGCGAUACAACAAUGGAUCAAAGAAUCGAAGGGAACGGUCCCGGAUAAUCUUGUGUCUAAUGUGGCUUGUAGCGUCUGCCUUCUGGGCUUGGAGAAGAUUCUGGAGAUGGAGUUUAUCUGUCCCUGCGAUCCUGCAACGAAAGCUUGGUUCGUGUUAGCAAUAUUCAUCGCUCCCGCAAUCAUAACAUUCAUAGUGAUGCUAAAAGUACAAGGACCUAGUUGUAACCAAGGAACGAUGAAGUGUUUUAGUUCAUGUCUCAUCCCUCCCUUGAUGUGGUCGAUCAUACUGUUCUUCGAUGGCAGGUACUUUGCUUGUGUAAUGACAAACUGGAAUGAAACAGCUGUCAUUCUUAAUGAACAGUCUCCUAAGAAAAUGUGUACGCAAGAAGAGACUGAUAACAAUCAGAAUUUCCAUUAUCAGAAACUCAAAUCUCAGAUCAUUGCUAUGGCUAUUAUCUCGGCCGUAGGAGUGAUAGUCUUAGGAUUCCUAUGCAAAGGCUUCAUCGACUCCUGCAGAGGAGCAGAACAAGCAGCAGCAGCAGAAGGAGGAGGGGCAGCAGUAGGAGGAGCAGCAGGAGGAGGAGCAGCUGGAGGAGCAGAACAAGCAGCAGCAGCAGGAGGAGGAGGAGCAGCAGUAGGAGGAGAAGCAGGAGGAGGAGCAGCAGGAGGAGCAGCACCAGGAGCAGCAGCAGGAGGAGCAGCCGCAGGAGGAGCAGCAGCAGGAGCAGCAGCAGGAGGAGCAGCCGCAGGAGGAGCAGCAGCAGGAGCAGCAGCAGGAGGAGUAGCAGCAGGAGGAGCAGCAGCAGGAGGAGCAGCCGCAGGAGGAGCAGCAGGAGGAGUAGCAGCAGGAGGAGCAGCAGGAGGAGCAGCCGCAGGAGGAGGAGCAGGAGGAGGAGCAGCAGAAGCAGGACAGGCAUCAGAAGUUGGAGGAGGCGGACGAGGAGGAGCAGCAGCAGGAGGAGAAACAGCAGAAGCAGGACAAGCAGCAGAAGCAGGACAGGCAUCAGACGCAACAGGAGCAGGAGGAGGAACAUCAGAAGCAUUCGGAGAAACAGGAGGAGGAGCAUCAGAAGCAUUUGGAGAAACAGGAGGAGGAGCAUCAGAAGCAUUUGGAGAAACAGGAGGAGGAGCAUCAGAAGCAUUAGGAGAAACAGGAGGAGGAGCAUCAGAAGCAUUAGGAGAAACAGGAGGAGGAGCAUCAGAAGCAUUUGGAGAAACAGGAGGAGGAGCAUCAGAAGCAUUAGGAGAAACAGGAGGAGGAGCAUCAGAAGCAUUAGGAGAAACAGGAGGAGGAGCAUCAGAAGCAUUAGGAGAAACAGGAGGAGGAGCAUCAGAAGCAUUAGGAGAAACAGGAGGAGGAGCAUCAGAAGCAUUAGGAGAAACAGGAGGAGGAGCAUCAGAAGCAUUAGGAGAAACAGGAGGAGGAGCAUCAGAAGCAUUAGGAGAAACAGGAGGAGGAGCAUCAGAAGCAUUAGGAGAAACAGGAGGAGGAGCAUCAGAAGCAUUAGGAGAAGCAGAUUCUUUGCUUCAGGAGUCUGACAAGUUAAAAAGGAUUCAGGUUAGGCUUUAGUUGUACCAAGGAUCCCUCUUAGCGUCUACCGUAUAAUACAUUUUUAUUUUACCUUUAUUUAACUUAGAAAGUCAGUGAAGAACAAAUUCUUAUUUUCAAUGAUGGCCUAGGAAAAGUGGGUUAACUGCCUGGUUCAGGGGCAGAACGACAGGUCUUUACCUUGUCAGCUCGGGGAUUUGAUCUUGCAACCUUUCAGUUACUAGUUCAACACUCUAACCACUAGGCUACCUGCCGCCCCUCCACUCUAACCACUAGGCUACCUGCCACCCCUCCACUCUAACCACUAGGCUACCUGCCACCCCUCCACUCUAACCACUAGGCUACCUGCCACCCCUCCACUCGAACCACUAGGCUACGUGCCGCCCCUCCACUCUAACCACUAGGCUACGUGCCGCCCCUCCACUCUAACCACUAGGCUACCUGCCACCCCUCCACUCUAACCACUAGGCUACCUGCCACCCCUCCACUCUAACCACUAGGCUACCUGCCACCCCUCCACUCUAACCACUAGGCUACCUGCCACCCCUCCACUCUAACCACUAGGCUACCUGCCACCCCUCCACUCUAACCACUAGGCUACCUGCCACCCCUCCACUCUAACCACUAGACUACCUGCCGUCCCUCCACUCUAACCACUAGGCUACCUGCCACCCCUCCACUCUAACCACUAGGCUACCUGCCACCCAUCCACUCUAACCACUAGGCUACCUGCCACCCCUCCACUCUAACCACUAGGCUACCUGCCACCCCUCCACUCUAACCACUAGGCUACCUGCUGUUGAAGAAGCAGUUGAGACCCAGGCCCAGAAAUUGAGCAAUGGGCAUUAAAUUACUGUAUGAAUAACA